Messenger RNA from Rubroshorea leprosula, 3667 nucleotides. The record is from the annotation of a GenBank genome assembly. NCBI's taxonomy places the organism in Eukaryota, Viridiplantae, Streptophyta, Magnoliopsida, Malvales, Dipterocarpaceae.
AUUGCACACAAGGUGUUUGUGAAAAUUCCCAAGUGAGAUUUGGAUGAUUUUUUUUUUUUCAUUCUAGCAACCAUGGCAGAUGAAAAAGAUGGUUCAACCAUGAUUAAGUUGAACACCUCUAAUUACUCCUUGUGGAAGACCUUGAUGGAGGACAAGUUGUAUUGUAAAGACCUCUAUGACCCAAUUGAGCACAAAGGCAUCAAACCUGCAGAAAUUAAUGAUGCUGAUUGGAAAAAGAUUGAUCGCAAAGCUUGUGCCAUAAUCCGUAAAUGGGUUGACAUGAGUGUGAUUCAUCAUGUGGCUCAAGAGAAGCAGUCCUAUAAGUUGUGGACUAAGCUCGAAGAGCUGUUUGAAAGAAAGAAUGCCCUGAAGAAAGCUUCCCUCAUUAGAAAACUAGUCAAUCUCAAGUACAAGGAGGGCAAGAAUGUGUCUGAGCACUUGAAUAAUUUUCAAGAAAUUUUGAAUGAACUAGUUACAAUGAAGUUGGCCAUUGAUGAUGAGGUGCAAGCAUUGAUUUUAUUGAGCUCUCUUCCAGAUAGUUGGGAGACUUUGGUGGUAACUUUAAGCAACUCAACAAGAGAUGGGGAGAUGACUUUGCAGCUGGUUAAGGACAGCAUAUUGAGUAAGGAAUCUAGAAGAAAAGAGCAAGGAAUUAUGAGUUCUGAGUCUGAAGCACUGGUUACUGAGUAUAGAGGGAGGAGUAAGCAAAGGUAUAUUCAAAGAGACAAUGACAGACAGUCUCAAGAGAGGUACAGCAAGGGGAAGUCCAGAGGUAGAUCAAAAUCCAAGAGCAGAGUGACUUGUUACACUUGUGGAAAGCAAAGUCAUUAUCAAAAGGAUUGUUGGCACAACAGAGAUAAAAAUGUUAGAAAGAGGGCUGAUACUCAUGAAGAGAAGGAGGCCAAGGAGAACACUGUUGCAAUUACUUUUGAUGGUGAGGUAUACUUGCUAUGUGAGAAUGAUAACAUUGAUGUUGCUCAUCAUGAUUCUACAUGGGUUGUUGAUACUGCUGCUUCUUAUCAUGUCACACCAAAUAGAGACUGGUUUAGCUCAUAUAAAGAAGGUGAUUUUGGCUAUCUGAAGAUGGGAAACAGAUCUAAAGCCAAGAUUGUGGGUGUUGGUGAUGUUUGGCUUGAAACAAACAUCGGGCCCAAGUUGCACUUGAAAAAUGUGAGAUAUGUUCCUGAAAUACGUCUCAAUUUGAUAUCUACGAGUAUGCUAGAUGAUGAUGGCUACCUUAAUUAUUUCGGUAAUGGGACUUGGAAACUCACAAAAGGCACUAUGGUUGUGACAAGAGGCAAGAAGAGAUUUUCACUCUAUGAAACUCAAGCAAAACAGUGUCAAGGACAGAUCAAUGUUACAGAAGCUGAUGCUACUGAGUUAUGGCACAAGAGACUUGGGCACUUGAGUGAGAAGGGACUUCAAAUCCUUAGCAAAAAGGAACUCCUACCCAGCUUUACAGGUAAUCUUUCUAAAACCUGUGCUGAUUGUUUAGCUGGCAAGCAUCAUAGAGUUUCUUUUCACACUUUACCCCUGUCUAGAAGAAAAUAUGCACUUGAUUUGGUUCAUACUGAUGUUUGCUUCAUGAAAGAUAAAAGUCUAGGUGGUGCUAGAUAUUUUGUGACUUUUGUGGAUGAUUUUUCUAGAAAAUUGUGGGCUUAUCCCUUGUCUAGUAAAGAUCAAGUGCUGGAAAAAUUUAAAGAAUUUCAGGCAAUGACAGAAAGAGAAACUGGGAGGAAAUUAAAGUGCAUCAGGUCUAAUAAUGGUGGUGAAUACAGUGGACAGUUUGAGCGCUACUGUAGAGAACAAGGAAUUAAGCUCGAGAAGACCACUCCUAGAACUCCACAACAUAAUGGAGUUGCUGAAAGAAUGAAUAGAACAAUAUGUGACAAAAUUGUCUGUAUGCUCUCUCAUGCUAAAUUGCCAAAGUCCUUUUGGGGUGAGGCUUUGAAGACUGCAGUGUACUUGAUAAAUCGAUCCCCUUUUGUUGUUCUAAAUGGUGAUGUUCCGAAGAAGAUUUGGUCAGGCAAAGAAGUAUCCUACAAGCACUUGAGGGUAUUUGGCUGUAGGGCAUAUGUGCAUGUUCCAAAAGAGGAGAGAGCAAAGCUUGAUGCAAAGACAAAACAGUGUGUGUUCUUGGGAUAUGGUGAUGAGGAGUAUGGCUACAGAUUAUGGGACUUGAAAAACAGAAAAUUAAUGAGAACCAGAGAUGUGGUGUUCAUUGAGAAUGAGACGGUUGAAGACUCAAAGAAGCAAGAUGACAGCGAGCACACUCAAGAAAUACCGGACAGUGAUUAUUGUACUCCUUCAACACCCAAACCAAGUGUUAUGAAUGAUAAUCACAGUGAAGUAGAUGAGCAGCAAGUUCAAGAGCCUUACUCCACUGAUGAGUAUGUGCUCUUGACUGACAGGGGAGAGCCAGAAACUUAUUAUGAAGCUGUGGAGAGUGAAAACAAGAAGGAAUGGUUGAUGGCAAUGCAAGAAGAAAUGAGUUCUUUGCAAGAGAAUGGGACUUAUGAGCUGGUAGAGCUUCCAAAGGACAAAAAGGCUCUUAACAACAAGUGGGUUUUCAGAGUAAAGUUUGAAGUGAACAAUCCCAAUCCAAGGUUCAAAGCUAGAUUAGUGGUGAAGGGCUUUGGACAACAAAAGGGCAUUGAUUAUGAUGAGAUUUUCUCACUACUUCUCCAUGGUGAUCUUGAGGAGGAGAUUUAUAUGAAGCAACCAAAGGGCUUUGAGGUGCAAGGCAAGAAGAAUCUGGUUUGUAAAUUGAAGAAAAGCUUGUAUGGUCUUAAACAAGCUCCGAGGCAAUGGUACCGUAAGUUUGACUCUUUUAUGGGGGAGCAUAAAUUCAUUAGAACAGAAUUUGAUCAUUGUGUUUAUGUAAAGAGGUAUCCAGAUGGUGAUUUCUUGAUACUUUUGCUUUAUGUGGAUGACAUGUUGAUUGUUGGUCAUGACACAAAGAAAAUUGCAGCCUUGAAGACUGACUUGAGCAAGUCCUUUUCUAUGAAGGAUUUGGGUCCAGCAAAGCAAAUUCUUGGAAUGAAAAUUUUCCGAGAUAGAAAGAACAAGAAGCUGUGGUUGUCACAAGAAAAAUAUAUUGAAAAGGUGCUUAACAGGUUCAACAUGAGCAAAGCAAAACCUGUGGGCACUCCACUUGCUGGCCAUUUCAAACUUAGCACAGAGUAGUGUCCUGCAAGCAAGGAGGAAGCAGAAUACAUGAAGAAUGUGCCCUUUGCUUUUGCAGUUGGUAGUCUAAUGGCCAUAUAUAGCUCACGCAGUGGGGGUAGUGAGCAGAUUUUUAUCCAAUCCUGGCAAGCAACAUUGGGCAGCAGUUAAGUGGAUUUUCAGGUAUCUUAUAGGUACAUCUCACAUGUGCUUAUGUUAUGGUGAGCAUGAAUCUUUACUUAAUGGCUAUAGUGAUGUUGAUUUUGGUGGAGAUUUGGACUCUAGAAAGUCCACUUCAGGAUACUUGAUGCUUUAUGCAGGGGGAGCAAUUUCAUGGAAGUCAAAACUGCAGAAAAGUGUUUCAUUAUCCACUACAGAAGCUAUAUAUAGCUCUUUUUGAAGCAGGAAAGGAGAUUGUAUGGAUGAAGACGUUUUUUGAAGAAUUGGGUCUUAAGCAAGAGAGAUUUGUGCUGUUUUUUGAUAAUCAAAGUGCAAUUUACUU